Leptidea sinapis is the source of this 1570-nucleotide messenger RNA. It is a transcript of the gene eIF2Bgamma, whose product is annotated as translation initiation factor eIF-2B subunit gamma. Gene Ontology annotation, molecular function: guanyl-nucleotide exchange factor activity; translation initiation factor activity. Bases 165 to 1544 code for a protein of 459 amino acids. Gene Ontology annotation, biological process: biosynthetic process; cytoplasmic translational initiation. The record is from RefSeq and is a predicted model, not a curated record. The transcript has 5 exons. Gene Ontology annotation, cellular component: guanyl-nucleotide exchange factor complex; eukaryotic translation initiation factor 2B complex. NCBI's taxonomy places the organism in Eukaryota, Metazoa, Arthropoda, Insecta, Lepidoptera, Pieridae.
AUGCUUUUUGUAUGUGGUGUUUGAUGUUUUCAACUUUCUAUUUUUCUGUUAAUUUUAUUAUUUUUAUUUAAACUAAUUGUAGUAAAAAUUAAUAAACACGAUUGCCGAUACAAACGUUUGCAUCCAGAUGUUAUUAUUUAGAAUAUUUCUAAUAAGACCUUAGAAUGCAUAAAAUAUCAGAAUUUCAAACUGUAGUUUUGGCAGCUGGAAGAGGAUCACGCUUGCCAGAUGUAGGCGGAGUUGUCUGCAAGUGUCUUCUACCAGUAGGGCCCUAUCCUGUACUGUGGUAUUCAUUAAACCUACUUGAACGGGUAGGUUUCCAAGAAACUAUGAUAUUGGUACUUGAUGAAGACAAAUCCAGCAUUUUAAGUGCUUUAGAAAAAUGUCCUUUAAAAAUUAAGUAUGAGCUUAUUGCCAUCCCUGCGGAAGAAGACUGGGGUACUGCUAACUCCCUUAUGCAUAUUAGCAGUAGAAUAACUACAGAUCUAAUUAUUAUUUCUGGGGAUAUAAUAACAAAUAUUGACUUAAAUGAAGUACUUAAUCUAUAUCGAAAACAUGAUGCUGCAUUGGCCACUUUAUUCUUCAAUAAUGGACCGGAAGAAUGGAUUGAGCUUCCAGGUCUCAAGACCAAAGUGAAACCAGAUAGAGACCUUGUAUGCAUUGAUGAAGAAACAGGAAGGCUUGUGUUUACAGCCAGUGCAAGUGAUUUUGAGGAAAAUGUAACAAUACCCAGAUUAAUUGUUAAGAAAUUUAGAUCAAUAAACAUGUACAGUAGGCUUCUAGAUGCUCAUGUUUAUGUUAUGAAGAACUGGAUCAUUAACUAUAUGGUAGAUAUGAAUAAAUUCACAUCUAUAAAAGGAGAACUGGUUCCACACAUUGUUAAAAAGCAAUUGUCGAGGCCAAAAAACUUUGUUGAGAAAAAAGGAACAUCAGAGAAGAAUGUAGAAAUUGACAAGGAUAUCUUUGAUUAUGCUCAUGUUAGUGGUUAUGAGAGCAAGAUACGCCAAAUGUCUUCUUAUAACGACCACAGACUUGGUCAUAAAGGUGCAUAUUAUGGUGAUUCACUUUUAUGUUACGCUCAUAUUCCGGAUAAAAAUACUUUUGGAAUGAGAGUAAAUACAUUAUCAGCUUUCUAUUUAGCCAAUAGCAAGAUACUGUCAAAGUGGGAAGAAGUCACCAGGAUGCCUCUUACUGAAAGAUUACAUCCGAAUAGUCAAGUUAGCACAAAGCAAAUAGAUGAUGGUAGUACUGUGGGGGACAAAAGCAUUGUCAGUGAAAGGACAUCUAUAAAAAGCUCAUUUAUUGGAUCUAACUGUAUUAUAGAAAACAAAGUUAGAAUUACCAACUCUAUUUUAAUGAAUAAUGUCACAAUUAAAGAAGGUUGUGUUCUCCAAGAUUGUGUAGUAUACACAGGAGCUACAAUAGAACCAGGAUGCUCUUUACAAUACUGUCUUGUUGGUCCCCACCAUGUGGUCACUUCUAAGACAUCUGGAAAUCAUCAACUGCUCGCAGAAACAACAGAUAAUAUGAUUACUCUUGGAUAGGAUUGUAAAUAAAGAUUAUAAUUAAA